UAUGGCAACCUGCAGAAGCCAAAUUUAAUCGUCCCCCUGGAACCGCGGGUGCGUGGCUGGCUUCCACAUCGCGUACAUGGCGCUAUACGAGCUCUUUUCUCACCCCAUUGAGCGCAGCUACCGCGCGGGGCUCUGUUCCAAGGCCGCGCUGUUCCUGCUGUUGGCUGCCGCACUCACAUACAUCCCGCCGCUGCUGGUGGCCUUCCGGAGCCACGGCUUCUGGCAGAAGCGCAGCAGUUACGAAGAGCAGCCGACCGUGCGUUUCCAGCACCAGGUGCUGCUGGUGACCCUGCUGCAACCCGAGCCCGGAGGCUUCCUGGCCUGGAGCACAUUCCCCGCCUUCAACCGGCUGCAGGGAGACCACCUGCGUGUCCCGCUGGUUACGACUAGAGAAGAAGACAGGAACCAGGAUGGGAAAAUGGACAUGUUACAUUUUAAACUGGAGCUUCCCCUGCAGUCCAUGGAGCAUGUUGUUGGUGUACAGCUCAUUCUAACUUUCUCCUACCAAUUACACAGGAUGUCAACAUUUGUGAUGCAGAGCAUGGCAUUUCUCCAGUCCUCCUUCCCUGUACCAGGAUCCCAGUUAUAUGUGAACGGAGACCUGAGGCUACAGCAGAAGCAGCCCCUAAGCUAUAGUGGCCUAGAUGUCCGGUACAAUGUGUCUAUCAUCAAUGGAACUAGUCCUUUUGCCUCUGACUAUGACCUCACCCACAUUAUUGCUGCCUACCAGGAAAGGAAUGUCACCACCAUUUUGACUGAUCUCAACCCCAUCUGGCUAGUGGGAAGGGCUGCUGAAGCUCCAUUUGUGAUUAAUGCUGUCAUCCGAUACCCCACGGAAGUCAUUUCGUAUCUACCAGGAUUCUGGGAAAUGAUAAAGUUUGCCUGGAUCCAGUAUGUCAGCAUCCUGCUUAUCUUCCUCUGGGUGUUUGAAAGAAUCAAAAAAUUUGUGUUUCAAAAUCAGGUGGUGACCACAAUCCCCUCUCAAGCAAAACUCUACGGAGAGCUGUAUAAGGAGCAUUUUUCAUAACUCUAAGUUGGAUCUUAGCUACCUCAUUGUUGUCUUCUGAGAAUUGCCAUAUUAGGACACUUCCGAGAAGCACCCGUGUAUACCUACCAAUGUGUAUGUGUUUCUUAUCAGAGACAAACAACAAUAUUACUAACUUUUCUCUACACAAACUCCAUAUCUUCUAAGCACCUACCAAAUCGUCAGAGACUACUUUGUGGAAAGGUCUGAAGUUUCCUGAAAGCUAUAAUUUGCUCCCCUCCCCACUUUUUUUUUUCUUUCUUAUACUUGAGUUUCAGGAGAAAACUACAAUCAAUUCAGAUAUCUUGGAAAGAGUCCCAUCUCUGGUGAAGCAGUGACUUUUCCUUAAACUGAGGAACAAGCUAAGCAUUUCUUCCUCUUGUUGUAAACCACUUUUGACUCUUUUUCAGCUUUCUCUUGUGAUAGAUAUGCAAAUCACUAGCACUCUCCACUCCUGGGCAUAUAAAUUUCCCAGUCAGAACUUGCAUUUUCAGAACUGAGAUUCCUUUCACUAAAGAACUGGAGAGAAUAAGUGCUGGAGAGCACGUGUAUGCAGUGCUUAAGGGUGGGCAACUUGAGGACACCAAGACCUUCCACCUGCCCUCAGUGGAACAUACAAUCAGUCAUCUGUCAUCAGCCCAGCUGAACAGCCCUUCCUCCCUUCCCUGCCUUAGCCUUUGGCUGGACCGUUGCCCUGCCUUUUGCCCUCUGUCUGUGCCCCUAGAAUGGCUGACUGAAGUCAGAAGUGCUAUUUCAUUCACAAUCCCCUCAGCACCAGUGGGGGAAGUAGGAUUGUAACAACAGGUUCUUUCUUUCUGGCCUUCACCCAACAGCCUGGACAUUUGCCACCCCUCCCCCUUGACAGCCCUCUCUCUUCCUGAAAAGGACAUGGGUGACAGAGGAGCUGUUGUUGGUGUUGGCUCCCACUGCCUCAACAACCACAGUUCAUUUGGAAGGCCAGCAAGAAACCCAGCUACUUUCCCUUGAGGAAGGGACAAGGGUACCCUGCAGAGUGGGUAGCAUUAAGGAGGACACACAUGUAGCAGUGGGGGAAUUAAAAGGAUAUUAGUCCAGCCAACCCAAUUCAGCUUGGCCAUUAACAGCAGGAUGACAAGGAGUACAGCUAGCUUUCCCUCCUGACUGAGUAUUUGAAGAACAGCUGUUAGAGGCCUUGCUUGUACAAGAAAGACCUGUUCUCAUUCUCAUCCUGUGGAGAAAUACAAUUUGGAUCUGCUUUAUGAUCUGGAGAGAUGAUUGUUACUGGAAGGGUAUGCCCAAGCACUAACAGUCUUCAGUAUGUGCUUCAGUUUGCCUCGGGGAUGCCUUUUCUUGUUUCAAGGCUUUCUGUUUACCUAACUUUUUUUCCCCUUCAGACUAUGUGUGCAUGCAAAGCAUGCACUCUAUCACUGAGAGACAACCCAAGCUUCUUGGAAGCUUAUUAUUAUUAUUUUUUUUAAGGUUAUUGCUGGGGCUCAUUGCCUGUACUAUGAAUCCACUGCUCCUAGUGGCCAUUUUCUUUUCUUUUUUCUGUUGGAUAGGACAGAGAGAAAUUAAGAGGGGUGUGUGUGGGGGGGAAGAUAGAGGGGGGAAAAAGAUAGACAUCCACAGGCUUGCUUCACCACUUAUAAAGUGACCCCCCUGCAGGUGGAGAGCUAGGGACUUGAACCAGGAUCCUUGCACUUCAUUACAUGUGUGCUUAACCUGGUGGGCCACCACCUGGCUCCGCCUCUUGAAUGCUUUAAGUUAUUGAGUUGUAAUAAGAUCUGGAAAGAAAAUUGUCUUAAUGCGAAUUUUGUAUAAGGAAACAACGUUUUAUAACUUUUUGAUUAAAUGUUCAAAAUGGAAAGUUU
Molecule: messenger RNA, 2874 nt
Organism: Erinaceus europaeus (western European hedgehog)
Lineage: Eukaryota; Metazoa; Chordata; Mammalia; Eulipotyphla; Erinaceidae
Gene: TMEM231
Product: transmembrane protein 231
Exons: 7
Coding region: 77-1027 (316 amino acids)
Biological process (GO): regulation of protein localization; cilium assembly
Cellular component (GO): ciliary transition zone; ciliary membrane
Source: RefSeq, a predicted model, not a curated record